Molecule: messenger RNA, 1009 nt
Organism: Ixodes scapularis (black-legged tick)
Lineage: Eukaryota; Metazoa; Arthropoda; Arachnida; Ixodida; Ixodidae
Exons: 2
Coding region: 1-1005 (334 amino acids)
Molecular function (GO): nucleic acid binding; zinc ion binding
Source: RefSeq, a predicted model, not a curated record
AUGGAAGCCGAAGAGGUGACAUCGGAAGCCGAAUAUAUGACACCGGAAGCCGAAGAGAUGACACCGGAAGCCAAAGAGAUGACACCGGAAGCCGAAGAGGUGACGCAAGCCGAAGGCGUGACGCAAGCCGAAGAGGUCGGCCUUCAGUUGUUAUCAAAGGUGGAGCUUGGGCCCGGGUGCCUCGUCGUGGAUCCCAGCAUCACGGAGGUACGGCUUCGUCUCCACUGGAUCCCGUAUGAUGUGCCGGACGACGUUGUGCGUAAGGAAUUGGAGCCGUAUGGCAAGGUCCUGGAAGUGAGCCGGGAGAAGUGGAAUGUUGAAGGCUUCCAAGGGAUCGAAUCAACGACAAGGUGUGCGCGGAUGACACUGAACGAAGGCGGCACGGCCGAUACCAUGCCACACCAGCUUCGGAUCCAAGGUGGUAACGUACUUGUUGUGAUCCCUGGUCGGGCGCCCUUGUGCUUACGCUGUAAGCGCACAGGUCAUAUUCGACGAGAAUGCAGGGCGCCGAAGUGCUCGGAGUGUUUUCGCUUCGGGCAUUAUGGCACCGAAUGUGUCAGGUCGUACGCCAGGGUGGCCAGCGGGGCCGGGACGGCAACGGCCGAGACCAAUGACCACGCCAUGGAUGCCGAGGAAGCGGAGCGUACUAUCCAGGGCUUGGCGCCAGAAGUUUCAACCCCUGCCAAAGAACGCAAGAGUGAAGGAAGCAGCUCCUUGGGGGCAGCGAGAGAGAACGGAGGUCAACCGGAAGGCGCACCUCCCAGCGGUGCCGACGUGAAACCCUCUGAUGCCGGAGCAGACAAGGAAUCGAACGACGCAAGCACCAACGGACCUUCAGAUAUGGACAACACCAGCGAGUCAACUAAGCGAGCCUUCGAUGACGAUACGGCAGCAGGAAACGGAGAACGCCAACUACACCCCUGGAUGGAACGCACGAAGAAGGGGCGUUACCAGCCCGCGCCCAACGAUCCUAAAGAGGAACGUCGGCGCAGGGAAAGCAAGUAAGGCG